Molecule: messenger RNA, 663 nt
Organism: Chanos chanos (milkfish)
Lineage: Eukaryota; Metazoa; Chordata; Actinopteri; Gonorynchiformes; Chanidae
Gene: lin7b
Product: lin-7 homolog B (C. elegans)
Exons: 6
Coding region: 1-663 (220 amino acids)
Molecular function (GO): protein binding
Source: RefSeq, a predicted model, not a curated record
AUGAUGUCAUCGUAUUAUCAUACGGGGAAGGAGGCAGACAUGGCCGCGAUGACGGAACCACUGUGCUUAGAGAGAGAUGUGUGCAGAGUGAUAGAGUUGUUGGACAGGUUGCAGAGGAGUGGUGAACUGCCCCCUCCGAAACUCCAGGCUCUGCAGAGAGUCCUACAAAGCAAGUUCUGCGCUGCUAUUAGAGAGGUAUAUGAGCAGCUCUAUGAGACACUGGACAUUGUGGGAGGACCAGAGGUCCGGGCUCAGGCCACCGCUAAGGCUACGGUAGCGGCAUUUGCGGCGAGUGAGGGCCACGCCCACCCACGGGUGGUGGAGCUGCCUAAGACGGAUGAGGGGCUCGGCUUUAACAUUAUGGGGGGGAAGGAGCAGAACUCUCCCAUCUACAUCUCCAGGGUCAUCCCCGGGGGUGUGGCCGACCGCCAGGGGGGGCUGAAGAGAGGUGACCAGCUACUCUCUGUCAACGGAGUGAGUGUGGAGGGGGAGCACCAUGAGAAGGCAGUGGAGCUGCUGAAAGCAGCGCAGGGGUCGGUGAAGUUGGUGGUACGUUACACUCCUAAAGUUCUAGAGGAGAUGGAGGCAAGGUUUGAGAAGCUGAGGAGUGCCAGGAGACGCCAACAACAUACCAGCUACUCGUCUUUGGAAUCCCGGGGUUAA